This is a messenger RNA of Eimeria tenella, 4881 nucleotides long. RefSeq names its product Splicing factor Prp8, related. The transcript has 10 exons. Lineage: Eukaryota; Apicomplexa; Conoidasida; Eucoccidiorida; Eimeriidae. Gene Ontology annotation, molecular function: U1 snRNA binding; U2 snRNA binding; U6 snRNA binding. Gene Ontology annotation, biological process: mRNA splicing, via spliceosome; spliceosomal tri-snRNP complex assembly. The record is from RefSeq and is a predicted model, not a curated record. The annotation marks the transcript as partial. Gene Ontology annotation, cellular component: catalytic step 2 spliceosome; U5 snRNP.
AUGGCUCAAAAGGAGGACAACUCAGCCCAGCAGCAGCCCGCGCCGCGGCAGCAGCCGCAGCAGCAGCAGCAGCAGCAGCAGCAGCAGGCCGGCGGCGCGUACGGAAAAGCGUCGCAGGGGGGCGCGGCGGCCGGCGCCGCUGCGCAGCGGGCGAAGGCGAAGACGCAGGAGGAGCUGCUGCAGGAGAAGGCGCGGAAGUGGCAGCAGCUGACGACGAAGCGGUACAGCUGGCGGCAGCAGGUGGGGUGUACGUACACCGAAAAAGAGCCGAUGCCGCCGGAACACCUGCGGAAACUGGUGAAGGACCACGGAGACAUGAGCAGCAGGAAGUUCCGGCAGGACCGGCGGGUGUACCUGGGGGCGCUGAAGUUCCUGCCGCAUGCAGUCUUCAAGCUGCUGGAAAACAUGCCCAUGCCCUGGGAGCAGGCGCGGAACGUGGCGGUGCUGUACCACGCGACGGGGGCCAUAACUUUCGUAGCAGAAACCCCCUUUGUGAUAGAGCCCGUGUACCUGGCGCAGUGGGGCUCCUGCUGGAUCUUGAUGCGGCGGGAAAAGCGGGACAGAAGGCACUUCAAACGCAUGCGCUUCCCCCCCUUCGACGACGAAGAGCCGCCGCUGGACUACGGGGAGAAUGUGCUGGCGGUGGAGCCGCUGGAGGCCAUCCGGAUGGAGCUGGACGAGGAGGAGGACGCGGCGGUGGCGGAGUGGCUGUACUGCAGCAAGCCGCUGCAGCAGCAGCAGCAGCACGUGCCGGGGCCCAGCUACCGGCGCUGGCGGCUGGAGGUGCAGCAGCUGGCCGUGCUGCAGCGGCUCGCGCACCAGCUGCUCUCCGACCUGCAGGACCUCAACUACUUCUACCUCUUCAACCUGGAGGCCUUCUGCACGGCCAAGGCCCUCAACCUCGCCAUCCCGGGGGGCCCCAAGUUCGAGCCCCUCUUCAGGGACUCCCAGGAGGAGGAGGAGGACUGGAACGAGUUCAACGACGUCUCCAAAAUCAUCAUUCGCCAGCAAAUCCGCACGGAGUACAGAGUCGCCUUCCCCCACCUCUACAACAACAGGCCCCGCUCCGUCGCCCUCCCGCCCUACCACUCCCCCGCGGUUUCUUUCGUCAAGCCCGAAGACCCGGAGCUUCCCGCCUUCUACUUCGACCCCAUCAUCAACCCCCUCCCCGCCUACAAGACCAACAAGGACUUCGACGCGCUCGCGGACCCGUCGGUGGUGGAGGGCUUCGAGCUCCCGCGGUGCGUGCGGGCCUUUCUGGAGGAGAGCCCGCUCUGUACAGACACCACGGCGGCGGGGAUCUCUCUCUACUGGGCCUGCAGGCCCUUCAACUUGAGGGCGGGGCGCAUGCGAAGGGCCCAGGAUGUUCCUUUAGUUCAAACUUGGUUUCGAGAACACGCGCCGCAAAACUACCCCGUGAAGGUGCGGGUUUCUUACCAGAAACUGCUCAAGUGCUGGGUGCUGUGCCACCUGCACUCGCGCCCGCCCAAGUCGCUGAAGAAAAGAAACCUCUUCCGCGUCUUCAAAACCACCAAGUUCUUCCAAGUCACCGAAAUUGACUGGGUCGAGGCCGGGCUGCAGGUCGCGCGCCAGGGAUACAACAUGCUCAACCUCCUCAUCCACCGCAAAAACCUCAACUACCUCCACCUCGACUACAACUUUAACCUCAAGCCCGUCAAAACCCUCACCACCAAGGAACGCAAAAAGUCCCGGUUCGGAAACGCCUUCCACCUCUGCAGGGAAAUCCUCCGCCUCACCAAACUCACCGUCGACUCCCACGUCCAGUUCCGUCUCGGCAACGUCGACGCCUUCCAGCUCGCCGACGGACUCCAGUACAUCUUCGCCCACGUCGGACAGCUCACGGGGAUGUACCGGUACAAGUACCGGCUGAUGCGGCAAGUGCGGAUGUGCAAGGACCUGAAGCACCUGAUAUACUACCGGUUCAACACGGGGCCGGUGGGGAAGGGCCCCGGGUGCGGGUUCUGGGCACCCGGGUGGCGCGUGUGGCUCUUCUUCCUGCGCGGAGUGCUGCCGCUGCUGGAGCGGUGGCUGGGAAACUUGCUGGCGCGGCAGUUCGAGGGGCGCGUGUCGAAGGGCACGGCCAAGACGGUCACGAAGCAGCGCGUGGAGUCCCACUUCGACCUUGAACUCCGCGCCGCAGUCAUGCACGACAUCCUCGAUCUCAUGCCCGAGGGAGUCAAGGCUUCGAAAGCAAGAACUAUUCUGCAGCACCUUUCCGAGGCCUGGCGCUGCUGGAAGGCCAACAUCCCCUGGAAGGUCCCCGGGCUCCCUGCGCCCAUCGAAAACAUGAUCCUCAGGUACGUGAAGAUGAAGGCGGACUGGUGGACGAACGCGGCGUACUACAACCGCGAGCGAAUCCGGCGGGGCGCGACGGUGGACAAAACAGUUUGCAGAAAGAACUUGGGGCGGCUGACGCGGCUGUGGCUGAAGGCGGAGCAGGAGCGGCAGCACGCGUACCUGAAGGACGGCCCGUACUUGAGCGGCGAGGAGGCGGUGGCGAUCUACACGACUGCGGUGCACUGGCUGGAGUCCCGGAGGUUCACGCACAUUCCAUUUCCGCCUCUGAACUACAAACACGACACCAAGCUGCUGGUGCUCGCGCUCGAGAGGCUCAAGGAGUUCUACUCCGUGAAGAGCCGGCUCAACCAGAGCCAGCGCGAGGAGCUGGGGCUGAUCGAGCAGGCCUACGACAACCCCCACGAGGCUUUGUCGCGGAUCAAAAGGCACUUGCUGACGCAGCGAGCCUUCAAGGAACUGCGCCUCGAGUUCAUGGACCUCUACUCCCACCUGGUCCCGAUCUACGAGAUCGACCCUCUCGAGAAGAUCACAGACGCGUACCUGGACCAGUACCUUUGGUACGAGGGCGACUCGCGGCAUUUGUUUCCCUCUUGGGUCAAACCCGCAGACGCAGAGCCCCCUCCGCUGCUGGUGUUCAAGUUCUGCCAGGGCAUCAACAACCUCACUGACGUCUGGAACACCGCGGACGGCGAAACCCUCGUGCUCCUCGAAAGCAAGUUCGAAAAGGUGUACGAGAAGGUGGACCUGACGCUGCUGAACCGGCUGCUGCGGCUGAUCGUGGACCACAACAUCGCGGACUACAUAACGGCGAAGAACAACGUGGGCGUGAGCUUCAAAGACAUGUCGCACGUGAACUCCUUCGGACUCAUCCGCGGCCUCCAGUUCUCCUCCUUCGUCUUCCAGUACUACGCCCUCGUCCUCGACUUGCUGCUGCUGGGCCUCACCCGCGCCACCGAGAUCGCGGGCCCCCCGGCGCUCCCGAACGAGUUUCUUUCCUUCCCAGACGUCCAGACCGAGACCCGCCACCCCAUCCGCCUCUACUGCAGGUACAUUGACCGGUUUUGGGUGGUGUUCAAAUUCACAAAAGAAGAAAGUCGAGAUUUAGUCCAAAGAUAUCUGACGGAGAACCCGGACCCCAACAACGAAAACGUCGUGGGAUAUCCCAACAAGACUUGCUGGCCCAGGGACUGCAGAAUGCGCAGGAUGAAGCGGGACGUGAAUCUGGGUCGGGCAGUGUUUUGGGAAAUGGCGAACCGGCUGCCGCGGUCUUUGGCAACGCUGAACUGGACUUCUUCUUUCGCGUCAGUGUACUCCGUAGACAAUCCGAACUUGCUGUUCAGCAUGGGGGGCUUUGAGUGUCGGAUUUUGCCGAAAGUGCGGCUACAGACGGAGCAGUUUCUGCAGCGGGAGGGGGUCUGGAAGCUGCAAAACGAGUCCACGAAAGAAAUGGCGGCGCAGGCCUUCCUGAAAGUCGGAGAAGACGGCAUGCGGAGGUUCGAAAACAGAGUCCGCAUGGUCUUGAUGUCCAGCGGGGCCACGACGUUCACGAAGAUCGCGAACAAGUGGAACACCACUUUGAUAUCGCUGAUGACUUACUUCCGGGAGGCGGUGGUGCACACGGAGGCGCUGCUGGACUUGCUGGUGAAGUGCGAAAACAAAAUCCAAACGCGCAUCAAAAUCGGACUCAACUCCAAAAUGCCUUCCCGCUUCCCCCCCGUGGUCUUCUACACGCCCAAGGAGCUGGGGGGGCUGGGCAUGCUGUCCAUGGGGCACAUUUUGAUUCCCCAGUCCGACUUGAGGUACAGUCAGCAGACAGAGUCGGGGAUAACGCACUUCAGGUCGGGGAUGUCUCACGAGGAAGACCAGCUCAUUCCCAACUUGUACAGAUACUUGCAAACGUGGGAAAGCGAGUUCGUUGAGUCGCAGCGCGUGUGGGCUGAGUACGCGUUGAAACGCGCGGAAGCUGCUGCGCAAAGUCGCAGAUUGACUCUGGAGGAUCUCGAAGACAGCUGGGAUCGCGGGAUCCCGAGGAUCAACACUUUGUUUCAGAAAGAUCGCCACACGCUCGCCUACGACAAGGGCUGGCGAGUCCGCGAGGACUUCCGCCAGUUCCAGCAGCUCAAAGCCCACCCCUUCUGGUGGACUCAUCAGAGGCACGACGGCAAACUCUGGAACUUGAACAAUUACCGCACUGACAUGAUCCAGGCCCUCGGGGGAGUCGAAGGCAUCCUCGAACACACCCUCUUCAAGGGCACCUACUUCCCCACCUGGGAGGGGCUCUUCUGGGAAAAGGCCUCCGGAUUCGAGGAGAGCAUGAAGUACAAGAAAUUGACCAACGCGCAAAGAUCCGGAUUAAACCAAAUCCCUAAUAGGCGGUUCACGCUUUGGUGGUCCCCCACAAUCAACAGGGCCAACGUCUACGUCGGGUUCCAGGUGCAACUGGACUUGACGGGCAUUUUCAUGCACGGGAAGAUUCCGACUUUGAAGAUAUCUUUGAUUCAAAUCUUCAGAGCUCACUUGUGGCAAAAAGUCCACGAGUCAAUUGUAAUGGACUUGUGCCAA